Molecule: messenger RNA, 558 nt
Organism: Tinamus guttatus (white-throated tinamou)
Lineage: Eukaryota; Metazoa; Chordata; Aves; Tinamiformes; Tinamidae
Source: RefSeq, a predicted model, not a curated record
CUUAAAAACUGUAGUUUAAAUCUGACUUGAUGGUUAACACAUGUCUGUUUGUUGUUACUAGGUGUAAAUGGAGUCCCAGUACCUGAAGAGAUGCCUGGGAAGUUGCUUAAUAAGGGGACUGGCCGAAGUUGUAGAGCAUCGGCCAGCAGACCCAAUAGAGUACCUGGCACAUUGGAUUUAUAAUUACAGGAGAAUCUUAGAUGAAGAACAAAAGAGAAAGUUGGAGAGGGCUGAGCUGGAACAAGAACGGGAGGCAGCCCUAGCAGAAGUCAAAAUGCUAGAAAAAAUGAAAGAAGAGGAACUUCUAAUCCAGCAGAAACUCGAAGAACAACGUCAGGAACAGUUGCAACGAGAGCGUGAGGAAUUGGAACUGCAGAGGAUAGAAAAAGAGAAAGCAGAGAAAUGGCUGUUGCAUCAGAAAAAUCAAGAGGAGCAAGAAAAGACAAUAGCUGAACUAACAGAUAGAUUCGGAGCACCUAAUCUGACCCGAGUUGAGGAGCUGGAUGAGAAUGGACAGUAUGAUAAGAUAUAAGGUAUUCAAAUGUCUUAAUGGGAAUU